This is a messenger RNA of Physella acuta, 4641 nucleotides long. Its product is annotated as TPR and ankyrin repeat-containing protein 1. The record is from RefSeq and is a predicted model, not a curated record. Lineage: Eukaryota; Metazoa; Mollusca; Gastropoda; Physidae. Gene Ontology annotation, molecular function: ATP binding.
AUGACGUUGGAGGAAGAGCGAUUAAUUAAGCAGUGGAGGGCGGGGAUGAACGUGGCGUCCAUAUUUUUGCAUAGUAAUGGGUCUGCAGGACAUUUGAGGGUGGCCAGGGCUUACGCACAACGUGGGAGUCUGCAGAAAGCUGUCCUAGCUUUAGAAAACGGCUACAGGGUGCUGACGUCACAUGAUGACGACACUAUUAGACGUCAAAUUCUCCACGAGCUGGUGGAAACAGGACAACAUGUCGAAAACCAAAUCUCUGAAGAUCUGAUAAAAAGUGUCCCAGCAUCUUUAUGGUCUCAGGUCAUCUACUUGUACAUUGACAGUAAAUUCCAAGAUUGGAGAGUUGCUGAGUUUAUUGUGAACAAGGCUUGGAAAAUUGAAACUUGUUCCGCUAGUGAUAUACAGCCCUUAAAAUUUGAUGUUGAUUUAGGCCAGUUUUGUAAAUAUGAUCAGCUAAGUACAAAAACACAAUGGGUGUGUCGUCUGUUGCUAUGGUACUUACAAUCAGGCUGUGAUCACUUACAACUCAAGUUUCACCCUGGAGACACCUACUUCCAUGCUACAGUCACAAUUGUUGUGUUAACAGCCGAGACUCUUACCAUGGAAGUCAUGAGCCUGCUUCAGCAUGUAGUGGAGAACAUUGUCCUGGUCAACAAGGAAGAAAACAUUGUAGAUGAUAAAGGCAACACUGUGUUGCACCAUUUGGCUACACUAGAUCGCCACCCGUCAGCUGAAAAUGUUUUGAUUCAUCUACUUGACAAAGGCUUUGAUAUUGAGAAGAAAAACAAUGAAAUGAAAACAGCUUUACAAAUUGCCACAGAGCCAGAUUUUUCAAAAAUUUUAUUGAGAGAAAAUGCAAAAAGGUUGAUCACCAUGAUAAAUAGUAAUUACAACUUAAACCAACAAGAAACAGAUACAAAGGACAACUCAAAAUUUAAUGAUUUAAUUAAUAUCAUUUCAUCUGCUUCUCCACAAGCCACUUUGCCAGAACUGCUCUGUUUAAAUGAUCAAGCCUAUUUAAAAUUGUUGACAUGGUUGGCCACAUCAAAAAGUUGGACAAUGGUCUUAACUUUAUUUAAAGAGAGGAUUAAAAUGGGAAAUGCUGAAAAGUUUGGAUACCUUGCUAAAGGCAUUUCUAUUUUAAACCCUAUCAAAGAAGCUAAACAAGUUUGUCCUGAAUCUAUAAAGAUUGAUCUUGUGAAACAUCUUGCUGCAGUUAAAGCAGUUUUAAUUGAACCAUCAAUGCUGCUAGCUUGCUUAGAAAAUAAAGAAUGGCAGCUAGCAAAUACUCUAUUAGAUCUGGGAGCUGAUCCUAGAAAGCUAUCACUAACAGAUGGGGACACACCAAACCAUGCAGCAUUAAACAUAGGCCUGUAUAAAACCCAAGGUGAUUUUUCUAUCUUAAAGACAUUGAGAAGAUUAUACCAAGAAAACAAAAACUUAAAUAAAGUUCUUAACCUAUCAAAAGUUGAUAAAGCAGGGAAUACAGUUUUCCAUCUAGCUAGUAAGGCACAUCGGAAUAAACAUUCACUUAGUGCAGUUAAACUCUUAUGUGAGUGGAAAGUAAAAUACAAUGUAAAAGAUGCUACUGGGAAGUUGCCAGGUUUCUAUUUGACAGAAAAAGAUAAAAGAUACACAUGUCUAAAAUCUUUACCUGAUUUUGUAGACAAUAAAGAAGCACAAGAAAAUGACAAAAUAUAUUCCAAAAUUGAGAUAUAUAGAAAAAAGGCAAUUACUGUUUUGGAAAAAAUGGAGGAUUUUAGAGGUUUUCUUACACCAAAAGGCAGUACAAAUGAAUAUUUAGAGAAUUUUCAAGAUUUAGAUAAAGAGGAAGAAAAAUAUACAAAUUGCAAUAUCAGUGAAGAAGCAACACAAGAAGAAAUGCCUCUUGAAGGUUUAUCUGCUUAUGAAGAUGCGAUGAUUGAUCCAAUACAAUUUGAUUCAAUGGAGUGGGAUGUUGAUUGCACUGAGCUAGUGUGGAAUUUAUUAAAAUCUACCUCAGAAAACCAAGAAAAGAGAAAUAGGGUUUCUUCUGAUGAAAGUACUUCCAGAAAGACACCCAGAAUUAAUCUUCCACAAGCCAUGAAAAAUUUGAUCAUGUUAAAAAUUAAAGACUUAUGUAUUGGUGACUGGGCAGCUUGUAAAAAGAUUGAUGAUGUCCCUUCCACACUGCUGUUGUAUAGCCUUCCUCUACCAAUGGAUGCUUGUAUAUUGUGGGAAUGCAUUAUUGCUUUUUCACCCAGACUUAGCCAUACAUUCACUAUGAAAAACUCAUCUUCCAAUGCUCCAACAAAUGGAAAGAUAUUCUCUCAACACAUUCUUAUCAGAGAUAUUGUUUUUGAAAGUUCUGACCUACCAGCUGCUAUUGAGAAAGUUAUUAUCUCACACCAAAAAAGUCUAGCCAGCAAAGCACAGAAAAUUCUUAAAACACAGAUCUACAAAAGUAGAAAUAAAUCUAACACAGAUACAAAGCAUCUACCGUUAACUUAUACUGAAUGUGAUUUGGCUCCAGAAAAAAUUGAUGGAAAAAAAUAUGUCAAUUUCUACCUUCCUGCAAGCUCUCAUUUAAAAGAAUACACAAUGUUAAAGUUCUACCCUUUAAACUCUUUAAUGGCAGAAGCAAUCAUGAGAAAUAGUGAUUCAGAGAUUGACCUCCCUUUUCAAGUGACUGACAUUGAACACAGCAUCAUACAUUUGGAGCAUAAUUCACCUAUUCUUUUACUUGGUCGUAGUGGAACAGGCAAGACCACAUGUUGCCUUUAUCGACUGUGGGCAAGGUAUUUAAAUGACAGAAUGCAAAGUCAACAGCUGAAGCCCAAAGUAUUGCCUGAAGAAUAUUACAUGGAAAGUUUUUUACCAUCUGGUGGAUCUGAUCAAAAUGAAUUUAUGGACGAGAAAGAGGAUGAGGAUGUUGAUGAUUAUGAGUAUCUCCAUCAAGUGUUCAUAACUAAAAGUUAUGUACUGUGUGCAGAGGUCAAAAACAAAUUCCAAAAAUUAUGUAAAUCAUCUAAAGUAGCAGAAAAAGAUGAUGAAAUACCACAUAAUUUACAGUUUCAGAAUUUAGAGGACAGAGACUACCCAUUAUUUUUUACAUCAAAGCAAUUACUUCUUAUUUUGGAUGCCUCUGUAGAUGGCCAACCAUUUUUCCCAAGAGAUGAAAAACUCACACCAAUGCCAGGCUGGGAAUUGCUUGAGGGAAAUCUGAACACUAUGCUGGCAAAAAAUGUUUUAGAUGCUACAAGGAAAACAAAUAAAGAAUCCACUCCCAAUAAUCGGAGAGCCAAAAAAAUUAAGAAAUCACUUAAAGAAUGUACUUAUGAUGUAUUUUCAACAGAAAUAUGGCCUAAAUUUGACAAAAAAAAGACAAAAAAGUUCCACCCUUCCCUCGUGUGGACUGAAAUCAUGUCCUUCAUCAAAGGUUCAUACGAGUCACUCUCCUCUGAGCAAGGAUUCUUAUCAGAACGUCAGUACCAAUCUGUUGGACAGAAGAAAGCACCUAACUUCACUGCUGAUCGCUCUGAAAUAUAUGAAAUUUUCCAGCUCUACAACUCAUAUAUAAAAAACAAUAACAUGUUUGAUGAAAUUGAUGUGGUUUCUAAUAUUUAUCACAGGUUAAAACAUAUGCAGAACGUUCCUUGGACAUUUCAUGAGAUCUAUGUAGAUGAGACCCAAGACUUUUCACAGUGUGAGCUGGCUCUGCUUGUCACUUUAUGUCAUAACCCAAAUAACAUGUUCCUUGCUGGGGAUACUGCACAGUGUAUUAUGCGGGGAAUUUCUUUCCGUUUCUGUGAUCUCAAGUCAUUGUUCUAUUUUGUCGAUCAAUCUCGACAUAGGAAGAAAAAUAAAUCUUCCCAAAUUGAGCUUGAACAUUUAACAAUCAACUACCGGUCGCAUGCAGGCAUCCUCUCUCUUGCUUCUUCAAUUCUCACUUUACUGGAGGAACUUUUUCCUGAGACUAUUGACUGCGUUGUGAAAGAUCAGGGAAUGCUUGAUGGUCCCAAGCCAGUUCUAAUAGAAACUUGUGAAGCAGCUGAGCUGGCUGAACUCUUGACAGGCAAUCAGAGAGAAACCUCACAUAUUGAAUUUGGUGCACACCAGGCAAUUAUUGUUAUGAAUGAGCAAGCCAAAAAUCUUCUUCCUGAAGAGUUAAAAAAAGGAAUUGCUGAAAAAGAAUGGAGAGUUGUCACUGGGCUCUUAUGGAUUUUUACUGAUAAAACAAGAAUGAUGCAAGCUCAAAGGGAAAAAUCUGAUAUUGUUUACCUUCACAAGGAUGCACCAAAAGGUUUGCAGUUUGAUAAAAACCAGCACCAACUUCUUGAGACAGAGCUAAAGCAGCUUUACACUGCAGUCACACGAGCUCGAGUUAAUGUCUGGAUUUUUGAUGAGUGCGCUGAGAAAAGAAAUCCAAUGUUUCAUUUUUUCAAAACUCUGAACCUUGCAACUCAUGAACUAAAGACACAAGAAUCAUUCAUAAAAGGAAUAGAAACUUCAAAUGCUAAAGAUUGGCUUAUUAGAGGAAAUCAAUUUAUGGAGAGAAAAAUAUUUUCAGAAGCUGUUAAAUGCUACAGGUUAUAUAUGCCAAUAAGCCUGGACGAAAAAAAAUUGCCAUGGCUCAUUGUAAAGCUGCUGAGGCUUCAGUAG